Molecule: messenger RNA, 815 nt
Organism: Drosophila innubila
Lineage: Eukaryota; Metazoa; Arthropoda; Insecta; Diptera; Drosophilidae
Gene: IFT43
Product: intraflagellar transport protein 43 homolog
Exons: 5
Coding region: 46-762 (238 amino acids)
Biological process (GO): intraciliary retrograde transport
Cellular component (GO): intraciliary transport particle A; cilium
Source: RefSeq, a predicted model, not a curated record
UUGCCAAGGCAACCGAAAAAUAUAAACAACUUUUAUUUUGUUGCAAUGGAUUGGGCCGAAGAAUUAAAAAUGACAAUUAGAAAGACGACGGCUAGAAAGGGACGUCGUUCCAAGAGUCGUGAUAUAUUAACUGAUCAAUCACAAGCCGGAUCUUCGAGUGCCGCGUCAACACACAUGCUGAAUAAGGAUAUAUCCAUAGAUAUAACCUUGGAUAUACACAAUGAGAGCAGCAGUCCAACUACUACUACUAGCAGUACAUAUAAUAAUGAAUUCGAUUCGAACCGACCGCCCAUAAGACGCGUUUCUGGUGGUUGGGCCGACUCGGGAUUAAAGGGACUCAAAUCAAAGAAGAAUUCAUUUGACGACGAGCGAUUUCAGGUAAAGUCAGCUACAAGCUCUAUACCUACGGAUGAUAUACCAAUCAUACCGGAUUUGGAUGAUAUAAGAGAUGAAAUUUUGUUAAACGAAAUCGUGGAGCCGCCUUCUGCCUCUAUUAAUCGGGAAGUAACUUUCAAGGAACUGAGCUCGGAUUUACUCUCUCAGAAUGCGUUUUCAGCAAUUGAAGACGUUGAUUUAUCCAUAUUGACCCGUUGUUUACAGCUACAGGAAGGACUCGAUGAACCCGAUGAACUUUGGGAAUGGGAUAAGCUCUUUACGGAGGUUACAGCUCAAAUAAAUGCGGAUAAAAAUUCGAAUGUUGGUAUGCCGGAGAAAGUGGAAAUUGGACCCGACGAAAUACCGCCAACAGCUAGGCAAAAUUAAUUUAACCGAUUUUAUGUAGAAAUAUAAAAUAAAUGCAAUAUUAAAUAUUUGAA